AUGAAAAAGACUUAUCAAAGGAUCAGAGGGCAAGCAACUAAAAAAUGUGAUGAACCACUCGUGUCUGGACUCCCCCACAUGGCCUUUAGCAGCUCUUCAUCCAUGUCUGGUAGCUAUGCACCCGGCUAUGCCAAGAUAAACAAGCGAGGAGGUGCUGGAGGAUGGUCUCCCUCGGACAGUGACCAUUAUCAAUGGCUUCAGGUGGACUUUGGUAAUCGGAAGCAGAUCAGCGCCAUCGCAACCCAAGGACGAUACAGCAGCUCAGACUGGGUGACUCAAUACCGAAUGCUCUACAGUGACACGGGGAGAAACUGGAAACCUUAUCAUCAGGAUGGGAACAUCUGGGCAUUUCCUGGAAACAUCAACUCUGACAGCGUGGUCCGGCAUGACCUGCAGCACCCGGUGGUCGCCCGCUACGUGCGCAUGGUGCCGCUGGACUGGAACGGGGAAGGCCGCAUUGGACUCCGCGUCGAGGUCUAUGGCUGCUCUUACUGGGCAGAUGUUAUCAACUUCGAUGGCCACGUCGUGUUGCCAUACAGAUUUAGAAACAAGAAGAUGAAAACACUGAAAGAUGUGAUUGCCUUGAAGUUUAAGACCUCUGAGAGCGAAGGGGUAAUCUUGCAUGGAGAAGGGCAGCAAGGGGAUUACAUUACUCUGGAACUGAAGAGAGCCAAGCUGGUGCUCAGCUUAAACCUGGGAAGCAACCAGCUUGGCCCCAUAUAUGGCCACACAUCUGUGACAACAGGAAGCUUGCUGGACGACCACCACUGGCACUCAGUGGUCAUCGAGCGCCAGGGACGCAGCAUUAACCUCACUCUGGACAGGAGCAUGCAGCACUUCCGCACCAAUGGCGAGUUUGACUACCUGGACCUGGACUAUGAGAUCACCUUUGGAGGUAUUCCCUUCUCUGGAAAGCCAAGUUCCAGCAGCAGGAAGAACUUCAAAGGCUGCAUGGAGAGUAUUAACUACAAUGGCAUCAACAUUACAGAUCUGGCCAGAAGGAAGAAAUUAGAGCCCUCAAAUGUGGGGAAUUUGAGUUUCUCCUGUGUGGAACCCUACACUGUGCCUGUCUUUUUCAAUGCCACAAGUUACCUGGAGGUACCUGGACGGCUUAACCAGGACCUGUUUUCAGUCAGUUUCCAGUUCAGGACUUGGAAUCCCAAUGGGCUUCUGCUCUUCAGUCAGUUUGCAGAGAAUUUGGGCAACGUGGAGAUUGACCUCGCUGAGAGCAAAGUGGGCGUUCACAUCAAUGUCACGCAGACCAAGAUGAGCCAGAUCGACAUAUCCUCAGGUUCUGGGUUGAAUGAUGGACAGUGGCAUGAGGUUCGUUUCCUGGCCAAGGAAAACUUUGCUGUUCUCACCAUUGAUGGCGAUGAAGCCUCAGCAGUUCGAACUAACAGUCCUCUUCAGGUUAAAACUGGCGAGAAGUACUUCUUUGGAGGUUUUCUGAACCACAUGAAUAACUCAAGUCACUCUGUUCUCCAGCCGUCAUUCCAAGGGUGCAUGCAGCUCAUUCAAGUGGAUGAUCAGCUUGUAAAUCUGUACGAAGUGGCACAGAGGAAGCCGGGAAGCUUUGCGAAUGUCAGCAUCGACAUGUGCGCCAUCAUAGACCGAUGUGUGCCCAAUCACUGCGAGCAUGGGGGGAAGUGUUCGCAAACGUGGGACAGCUUCAAAUGCACUUGUGAUGAGACGGGCUACACGGGGGCCACCUGCCACAACUCCAUCUACGAGCCUUCCUGUGAAGCAUACAAACACCUUGGCCAGACAUCCAAUUACUACUGGAUAGAUCCUGACGGUAGUGGACCUCUGGGGCCUCUGAAAGUUUAUUGCAACAUGACAGAGGACAAAGUGUGGACCAUCGUGUCUCACGACUUGCAGAUGCAGACGACGGUGGUAGGCUACAACCCCGGAAAGCACUCGGUGACGCAGCUCGUGUACAGCGCCGCCAUGGACCAGAUCAGCGCCAUCACCAGCAGCGCCGAGUACUGCGAGCAGUACGUCUCCUAUUUCUGCAAGAUGUCGAGGCUGUUGAACACCCCAGACGGAAGUCCUUACACUUGGUGGGUCGGCAAAGCCAAUGAGAAGCACUACUACUGGGGUGGCUCUGGGCCUGGAAUUCAGAAGUGUGCCUGUGGCAUCGAGCGCAACUGCACGGACCCCAAGUACUACUGUAACUGUGACGCGGAUUACAAGCAGUGGAGGAAGGACGCUGGCUUCUUAUCCUACAAAGAUCACCUGCCAGUGAGCCAAGUGGUGGUUGGAGAUACUGACCGGCAAGGCUCAGAAGCCAAACUGAGCGUGGGUCCCCUGCGUUGCCAAGGAGACAGAAAUUACUGGAACGCAGCGUCUUUCCCCAACCCCUCGUCCUACCUGCACUUCUCGACUUUCCAAGGGGAAACCAGUGCUGACAUUUCUUUCUACUUCAAAACAUUGAUCCCCCGGGGAGUGUUUCUUGAGAAUCUGGGGAACACAGAUUUCAUCAAGCUCGAGCUCAAAUCUGCCACAGAAGUGUCCUUUUCAUUUGACGUUGGAAAUGGGCCAGUGGAGAUUGUAGUGAGGUCACCUUCCCCUCUCAAUGAUGACCAGUGGCACCGCGUCACUGCAGAGAGGAAUGUCAAGCAGGCCAGUCUGCAGGUGGAUCGGCUGCCCCAGCAGGUCCGCAAGGCUCCCACAGAAGGCCACACCCGCCUGGAACUCUACAGCCAGCUGUUUGUUGGUGGUGCUGGAGGCCAGCAGGGCUUCCUGGGCUGCAUCCGCUCCUUGAGGAUGAAUGGGGUGACUCUUGAUCUGGAGGAAAGAGCAAAGGUCACAUCUGGGUUCAAAUCCGGCUGCUCAGGCCACUGCACCAGCUAUGGGACGAACUGUGAGAAUGGAGGCAAAUGCAUAGAGAAAUACCACGGUUAUUCCUGCGAUUGUUCUAACACAGCAUAUGAUGGAACAUUUUGCAACAAAGAUGUGGGUGCAUUUUUUGAAGAGGGGAUGUGGCUAAGGUACAAUUUCCAGGCACCAACAGUCAAUGCCAAAGACUCGAGCAGAACAGAGAACUCUCCUGAGCAGCAGAACGGACCCCCAGACCUGGCCCACGAGGAGAUCCGCUUCAGCUUCAGUACCACCAAGGCGCCCUGCAUUCUCCUGUACGUCAGUUCUCUCACCACAGACUUCCUGGCCGUUCUUGUCAAACCCUCAGGAAGCUUACAGGUUCGAUACAACUUGGGUGGCACCAAAGAGCCAUAUAACAUCGAUGUGGACCACAGGAGCAUGGCCAACGGACAGCCCCACAGUGUGAACAUCAGCCGGCAUGAGAAAACCAUCACUCUUAAGCUGGAUCAUUAUCCUUCCGUGAGUUACUAUCUGCCGAGUUCAUCCGACACACUCUUCAAUUCUCCCAAGUCACUCUUCCUGGGAAAAGUUAUAGAAACAGGGAAGAUUGAUCAAGAGAUUCACAAAUACAACACACCAGGAUUCACGGGGUGCCUCUCCAGGGUCCAGUUCAACCAGAUCGCCCCUCUCAAGGCCGCCCUGAGGCAGACGAACGCCUCUGCCCACGUCCACAUCCAGGGCGAGCUGGUAGAGUCCAACUGCGGCGCCUCGCCACUGACACUGUCACCCAUGUCGUCUGCCACCGACCCCUGGCACUUGGACCACCUGGAUUCAGCCAGCGCUGACUUUCCAUAUAACCCAGGACAAGGCCAAGCUAUAAGAAACGGAGUCAACAGGAACUCGGCCAUCAUCGGAGGGGUCAUUGCUGUGGUGAUUUUCACUAUCCUCUGCACCUUGGUCUUCCUCAUCCGGUACAUGUUCCGUCACAAGGGCACCUACCACACCAAUGAAGCGAAGGGAGCGGAGUCGGCCGAGAGCGCGGAUGCUGCCAUUAUGAACAACGACCCCAACUUCACAGAGACCAUUGAUGAAAGCAAAAAGGAAUGGCUCAUCUGACGGGUGGCUAUUUGGCUAUGGGAUGGGGAGGAGGGAACUGCUAGGGAGGAGGGAAAGGGACAAAGGCACCCUGCUUCAUACACUCGAGCACAUCCUUAAAAUAUCAGCACAAGUUGGGGAAGGCUGCAGCAAAAUACUCUUGAGACUGAUCACUAAAAAAAAAAAAAAUACUUUUUAAUAUUUCUUUAUAGAUGAGUUUUCCCUUCUGUAUCAAAAUAAUACAAAAAAUGCUUUUAGAGUUUAAGCAAUGGUUGAAAUUUGUAGGUAAUAUCUGUCUUAUUUUGUGUGUGUUUAGAGGUGUUCUAAAAACCCAUGGUAACAGGGCAAGUUUUCUACAUUUUUGAGAGCCCUUAGAAUGUGGAUAUUUUUUCUUGAGAAAAGCUGAUACACAUACACAUGGCCUCCAACAUUCUCUUCCUUUUGCGUAUAGUCAACUUUUAAUGGGCUGUUGUAGUAACUAGUUUGUGUUCAUAUAUAAUAUUUUGAUUGGUGUCCUCUAAAUUGGAAAAGGAAAGAAAAGGGCAAAGAAACCUGUUACUCACCAGUUUUCAAAGAGAUCUCAAUCUAUGGCAGUUCUCUGAGGGUUCUGACAUCAGCAGUUGACAGAAGUAUGACACUUGCUGGGUAACCACAUAAUCGAUGCAACUGGAGAGGCACAUUGAAGAAACGGGGAAAGUAGUUUAUAUUGUGGUUGUUUGUUUUAUUUUUCAUUGAAUUCUACAAGAGAAUAUCGUUCCAUGUAUGUAUGUAGUCUUAGACCUAUUCAAUAUCUGUAACUAUCAGCUACAAUACCGUGGUGACCAGCUGUUACAAAUUUUUCUUCCUCUGUUUGACCUACAGUGUAUUGGAUUAUAUUAUAUGUAUAUAAGCACCUCGAUGGAGAAUUAGAGCCAGAUGUCAUGAAUCGUUUGCUCUGUUUCUUUUAUGGUUGUAACAAAAGGAUGGACACUUUAUAGUGAAUGCAUAAAUUAAGUUGCUCUUUUGAUUUUGCUUUAAACCCCUAGUAUUUAUACUCUUCUGACAAAAUCCUAGCAGCCAGUAUUCUCUGAAUGGACCUACCACAAUAAAGCCAAGUUAUUAUGGCUGUCACUCUGGAAUCAUGGAAAGCACUGCCAUAUGUUACAUCAGCUACUCCACAUGUCGUUCCAUCCAAAAUAGACACUCUACCAUGAUUCAGAGGGCUUCUAUGCCAGACAUCUUUGAACCUCAAGUUCCUCACUGAGUGACUGUUGCUUCUCAGAGGAAGUCAUUAUAUUUCUUUCUUUAUCAGAAAACUUGACCAACUUAUUUCAACAAAUAAUUCAUUGAUUUUAUUUAAAAAUAAAAGAUAAUCUAUAAGUAGGAACAGUCUUCCCUGUUUGUGCAACCAAAUUUUUUUAAAUUUAUUUAUGGUAAGAAAUGAAGAUCACACAAAAGUUAUUUCUAGACUGCCUUUUGUGAUCAUUUACUUCAGGCCUCUUAUAAAUUAAUAAGCACUUCUUAAAAAUAUAUGUAGACUCCAACAUUUUGAGGAAUUAAAUGGGAUCACUCUUUCUUUCUCCUCUAAGAAGAGGGUGAGAUGAAGGUGAAAAGGUGGAUGCUACUUUUCUGAUGGCCUGGCUUGAUAAAAUGGAAAUUCUAGUUUGUUAGGGUUAUAUAUAAAUACUUUUCAAGAUUCUCAAAAUACCCAGCUUAUCAGAGGUUCUUAAUUUCUUGGGUAGUGGAAAAUGUUACCUAGAGCUGCUAAUGGCACAUUACCCCGGUGUGUAACAUGUCCCAAAGGAGACGUGGGCCCAGUGCAUUCCCAUUUAAGUCAAGUAACAGAACAAAAGGGAACCCUCAUACCUUUUAUGAGUUGCUGGUCGACCUCAGGCAUGUUCAUGAACACCUUUCAUUUAAAAAGGUCUUCAUCAUUCUUCUAUAAAACACAAUUAAAAGGGAAAAGUAGUUAAUGUGAGUAAAUAUCACAAUGAUGUAACAUUGAAAGCAAAGGCUGUUUUAUUCAAUGUAGACAUAUCACUGAGUUUCAGAAAUGUUUGAUUGCUUUAAGCCUAUUUUGUAGGUGUUACUUCUGUACUUAACUAACCAUGCCAGGUGGAAAUUUAUGAUGACUUUCUACCACAGUUUGAUUCUUUAUGCGUUGUCUGGUAUUUUUUUCUUUUUUCUCAAAGUGAUUCGUGGAUUGAAACCACCCAAAGCACCCCCUGCUACCAGAAUGUUCUUAUCCUUUCUCUUCCCUCACUUCUUUCCUCCUUCCUGCCACAUAAGAUGAAAAAUAAGGUCUAACCCGCCUCUCACCAAAUUUUCAAACCUAAGGCUCUGAAGUGACUGCAGGGACCCAUGGUUCUUCCAUAUCUUCAUUAUGUAAGGUGCUCAAAGACCAGGAUGGGUACGGUAUCCAGUAACUGAAUAAGCACUAGAUGAGUGUUGGAAAUCUCCACCUCUCCUUGGGAUUCUGAUUUAACAAAAUAUCUGUGUCUAUUUAUGAAGGCCAUGUCCAGUGCAUUCUAAAUGGUAAAUAAUUUGCUCAUGGACAAAAAGAAAAAUGAACCCUGUUGCUCAACUCCCUCCCUUGACACUUUCGCACAAUGCAGCCGCCAUAACUGACCCAGACCUAUACCUAAUCUUGCUUUGCCACUCACAUCCCACAAAAUCUUGACCUCUAUAUCCCAAUCCAUUAUCAAUGAAGCACAGCUAGGCUAGUGUUAGCCUUUUUAAAUAAAAGAAUAGAACAAAACUACACAAGAGGCUGUUUUAAAGUCUCAGGGAAAUUUGACGGCUGAUUUAGGGCUGUUUGUGCAGGAAAUAUCCUCUGUGUAUAAGCAAACAUCUAUGUUUUGAGAAGCCAGAAGUAAGGGACUGGGAAUGAAUACCAGAUUAGUGCCAUUCCUUGCUCUUACACUAGCAUCUUCCCUAGAGCUCAAGGGAGCUAGCUAAGGAAAAAGAAGAAAGUAUUUCAUCGUUAAAUCAUUCUCUGGCCCUUCUUAAUAUUUAAGACUGUAUUUCCCCUCAUGGAUUUCAACUAGCCGCUCAAAAAGAGAGACUUAUUAUGUGGAAAUAUUUAUCGAAGAGCUGGACACAAGACUUCGCAGUGCCUUGGUUAGUGAAGUUCUUGUUGCCCUGCAUUUGAGAAGCCAGCAUUCAGAGGCACAGGAAUAACUCUUGGCAUGAGCCAAAGAAUAGAUAUUGAUGUCAGUUGACCCUCUGAUGAGCUGCCACUCAGUGCAAUUGAGAGCUGGGCACAAAGACACAAACCAUAGGAAGCACUUCAGGGGUUAGCCAUGGCUUGGUGGUUAAGGUGACCAGAUCCCACAUAGGCAACUCUGUGGUUCUAGUCCUGGAUUUGGCUGUAUGUAAAAACAUGUCUGGUAUGUGUGUGUGUGUGUGUGCAUGCCCAAAAUCCCAAAAGGAGGGAGAGAUGAAGAAGGGAUUGCAGCAUUCACUGUGAGGGAUGCUUUCUUUCCAUCUAUCUUCACUCCCUCUGGUAAACUAGAAAAAAGAGAGAGAGUGAAGAAAAAGUGUUUCAGGAAAAAAACAAAUCAUUAUGGGAUAUGAAAGUGCAAAUGCUUGGUUAGUGUCAAAGAGAAACUCUUAUCUCUUUCAGUGACAGGGUCUGUUCCAUCUUCUCCCUUGUUCUUUCUCCUUCUCUUCUCUACAUCGUAUCCUCCUCUCAUGAUGAAAUGUUUUAAUAGUCCCUUUGUGACUCAUACUGCCAAACAAUGAACACCUCCUAAUAUGUUUUUUCUUCCACCAUCCCAUCAAGCAGUUUUCAAAAAGAAAGGCAGCAAUUACUGAACUGAAUUUGAGUCACCCCCAGCAGAACCACUGAUCCUGAACUUGGUGAGAAAUAAAAUAACAAUGUACCCAGCUGAUGUGACUAGAAACCAAGGGGUACCAUCUUCAAAUGAUGUUCUAUGAGAGUGGACUCUGGGAAUCAGUUGCCCGAGUCCUACCAUUUCUCUCCUUGCCUUGUUCUGUGACCUUGCUCAAGUCCCUGGACUUACCUUUAUGUCCCUUAUUUAAGAUAAAUCUGUUCUACCCACUUCGUAAGACAACUGUGAGGUGCCAUUGAUUCUUGACCAUACACUUGGAAACCCAGACAUUAAGGCCAACUCAAUGGAGCCUACUGGAAGUCUUACUUCCUGCCUUGUGAUCGGAAAGUCCCAUCAAAAGCAACAAUGCAGCCACAUCUGGGAUAUGGAGACUUCUAGGGCAUUGCUGUACCACUGCUAAGUUAUUAUUAGGUGGACUGAGAGAUACAACACAGCCAGAAGCCAAAAAAAUCAGAAUUUUUGUUCAUAAAGCCUGAAUUGCUAUUGGACAUGACUUUCGGUUCAUCUUACCUAUUCUUACACAGCUCCCCUCCCCAUGUGAAUAGCCAUGCUUAUAAAUAAGCCAGCACAGAACACAGAUGUGACGGUUUUGUGAUGCCUGAUAGCUCUGGGCCUAACUACACAUAUUCUAUGUGAGAAGGUUGGAACCUUUAGAGCACAUUCAUCUCACAGCAGUAUUAUUUUCUAAGAGUGGUUCAUCAAACUCAUUGUAUAUGAAAUGGGGAAAUGGAUUGUUGCCUCCCAUUGAGCAAAGACUGGUUUGCACCAUGUGUUGACAACUGCUGGUUUCUGAUACCUGUGAAAAUAUGGAAGUUCCUCUGGGGGAGGCCAAGAAACCAUUCUAAAUGUAUUGAUUCCAAGUUUUGUUUUGUCGGAUUUUUUUAAUUCUGUAAGUGAGCACGAUGACUGCGGAGGUUAGAGCUGUGAAAAGCUGGGCUAAAUAUUCUUUCUGUAAACUCAAUUAGGAUUCCAUCCCUGUGGAACAACACAAAAUGUCACUCUCUAAAAGCAACAGCAUGUAAACUAGAAUGAAAGAAGGAAAUUAUGUAUGUAUGCCUAAUAUUCUUUGUGAAUGUCUUUCAUUUAACUAAAAUUAUAUUAGAA
Messenger RNA from Tupaia belangeri chinensis (Chinese tree shrew), 8852 nucleotides. It is a transcript of the gene CNTNAP2, whose product is annotated as contactin associated protein 2. Lineage: Eukaryota; Metazoa; Chordata; Mammalia; Scandentia; Tupaiidae. Bases 1 to 3936 code for a protein of 1311 amino acids. The transcript has 24 exons. The record is from RefSeq and is a predicted model, not a curated record.